GCCCAGACAACUGAGCCACUCUGGUCAGAGCAAGAUUCUAAUUUUUAAAGAAAAUUCAAACCAUGGUAGAAGGAAACUUUCUUUCAUGCUGCACAGGAACCAACCAACACUCUUGCCUGUAGUGAUGUGGCUACAUUACAGAGGAAAAGCCUUCAUUUUGGGGGAUGGAGUUUUUUCAAUAAAUUUUAUUUUAAAAAUCUGAAACUUAUAUGUUGUGGCAAGAAAGUGUAGAUGGAAAAAAUGAGUGAGGGUGUAGAGGGAAAGGGAGCAUGUGCAUGUGUGAGAGGCAAAGACAGAAACAGAGGUAUUGGAAAGAGAAGGUAAGAAUGAGUGAACUGGUUGUUUCUAUUGCUUCUAGUGCCACAGACUAGAAUCAGUGCCACAAACUGCCUCUUGAGGAUAUUUUUAAACUUUAUCUUAACAUUGUAGAGGAGCUCGGUCAGUUAACAUUGCCAGGGAGUACAAUCUCUUGCUCUAACAAAUCAAAAACAAUCUGAUGUUUAAAUUUCUUGAAAGCCAAGAUUUCACUACCAGUUCCUUUGAACUGUGUAGGCUGAUUAAUUGGUCUCUGAAUUCAAGAAAAAUGGAGAGUACCAAAGUCUCUAUAUGCAGUCUAAUUAAAUUCUAAAUUUCCAUUUUCAGAAUUGGAAGUAAGAGCAAGCCUUUCUCCCCUAAAUGAAAGCUGCAACAAAAACUCAUGUAAUAUUAAUAAAUCAGUUGAGUAUUAACAUUACUUCCUGUCUUUCCUGUAGUUAGUGGGGGAAAGGAAGGAGGACCACUAGCUUAAAGAGAUAUAAAGUGUUAUAGAUCCUUACCAUGCCAGACGAUGAUAAUACUAGGAGCUAAAUACUAUUAUUACCCCAAUUUACAGGUUAGGAAAUAGAGGUACAUAACUUGCCCAAGACUGCAGGUAGUAAGUGUUGGACUAGAAUUCUAAUGUAGACAUUUUGGUUUUUAAAUCUAUGAUCCUAAUCAUCAUUCUGUGCUCCCUCCUAGUUCUAAGAUGUUCCUUCUAGGUCUUUCUGUAUUACUCUUCACUUAUGCAUAUGUUGUGACAUAUUUUAAUUGCUUACCACCAAAUUUUAUAGCCUCUGAGCUCCAUAAAGACAAGGAUUAUCCCUAUCUUAUAUGCUAUGUCUUUACAUGUGCAUUUCUAAAAAUAUAUAAGUGAAAAAAUAAUGAUGUUACUAACUAUAAUUGACUGAACUCAAGUGUUUACAAGAGUUGAAGGGAGAACACAUUCGCAGUUAGUUAAGAAAUGGCCUGAAUAAAAUAUCAUUUAUUUAGUUCAAGACAUUUGUAUGGAUUCCCCUUGCGGGCAUUCAAAACAGUGAUAAUUAAAGUCACUAUAGAGACCUUUAUGGAUCCAAAUUCAAACAAAUCAACAACUUAAAAAAACAUUCUUGGAGGAAACUGGGAAAACCAAACACAGCAUGAGUAUAAAUUAUAUCAAGGAAUUAUUGCUAAAUGUGUUGAUUGUGAUGGUAGCAUAGUAAUUAUAUUUCUGAAGUCCUCAUCUACUACAGAUACUUAGUGAAGUGUUUAGAGGUAAAAAGAUGCUGUCUGGGACUUGCUUGAAAAUACUCCAGAUGUAUUCAUGGAUUACUUCUUUAAAGAGAAAAAAAAAUUACUGAAAAAAACUCAUAGAGACACAUGGUGGCGCUGCAGGACAAGACGAAAACAGGACACGCUGUGGGCUCCUUUAUUCCAGAGAACAGAACAUCCAACCCAUUCGAAAGAGAGGUAUUCAGGAGCUUCACUUUCAGAGCUGCUGGGGGGCUAUGCACCUUCCAAGGGUUACCUAUAAAAUAAAUCAGAGCUCUAUCUUACAAAAUUAGGACUAAACUUACAUUUUUCCACAAAAGAGAUUGCUUGAAGGAACCAUGGAGAUCAGAGGAGCGCUCACUCUGCGGAAAAGGCAAGUCCUGAUUUUCUUUGUUUUGCUGGGAUUGUCUGAAACGGGGCCUGAAUCGGUGCGCUAUUCUGUGGCAGAGGAAAAAGAAAUUGGCUCUUUUGUGGCCAAUCUGGCAAGGGAUCUGGGGCUUGGGGUGGGGGAGCUGUCCUCACGGGAGGCCCGGAUAGUUUCUGAUGAUAAUGAGAAGCAUUUGCACCUGAAUUUGCUGACUGGGGAUUUGCUCCUAAAUGAGAGACUGGACCGAGAAGAGCUCUGCGGCUCCACGGAGCCCUGUGUGUUGCAUUUUCAGGUGUUAUUGCAAAACCCUUUAAAGUUUUUUUUGGUUGAGCUGCACAUCAAAGAUAUAAAUGAUCACUCCCCUACAUUCUUGGAUAAGGAAAUACUUUUGAAAAUAUCAGAAAGUACGACUCUCGGAACCAAAUUCCUAAUGGAGAGUGCCCAAGAUUUGGACAUAGGAAGCAACAGUCUCCAAAACUACACAAUCAGCCCCAAUUCUCAUUUCUCUGUUAAAGUUCAAGACAGUGGUGAUGGAGAGAUAUACCCAGAACUGGUCCUGGACAGAAUGUUAGACCAUGAAAAGGAGCCUGAGCUCAGAUUAACACUUGUAGCACUGGAUGGUGGAUCCCCACCCAGGUCUGGGACAACUUCGGUUCUCAUCGAGGUCUUGGACAUCAAUGACAAUGCCCCCAAGUUUCCUCAGAAGCUCUAUGAGGUGCAGGUCCUGGAGGACACAGCCAUUGGCUCCUGGAUAAUCACCACCUUGGCUAAGGAUCUGGAUGCAGGAAACUAUGGGAAGAUAUCUUACAUAUUUUUCCAUGCAUCUGAAGACAUUCGUAAAACAUUUGAAAUCAACUCUACAUCCGGGGAAGUUCAUUUGAGAUCUAGCUUGGAUUUUGAAGCAAUACAGUCCUACACUAUAAAUAUUCAGGCAACAGAUGGUGGGGGUCUUUCAGAAAAAUGUACUCUUCUGAUAAAAGUAUUGGAUGUAAAUGAUAAUGCACCAGAAGUGACCAUGUCAUCAAUUACAAACAGAGUUCCAGAAAAUUCACCACAGACCCUUGUUGCUGUUUUUAGUAUUCGAGACCAAGACUCUGGAGACAAUGGAAGAAUGGUUUGCUCUAUUCAAGACGAUCUCCCAUUUAUUCUGAAACCCACGCUUAAGAAUUUCUUCACUCUGGUUACUGAAAAAGCACUGGACAGAGAGAUGAGAGACAAGUAUAGCAUCACAAUCACUGUCACAGACAUGGGGACUCCCAGACUGAAAACUGAACACAACAUAACCGUGCUGGUCUCCGACGUCAACGACAACGCCCCUGCCUUCACCCAAACCUCCUACACCCUCUUCAUCCCAGAGAACAACAGCCCCGCCCUGCACAUAGGCAGCGUCAGCGCCACAGACAGAGACGCGGGCGCCAACGCCCAGAUCACCUACUCGCUGCUGCAGCCCCAGGACCCCAGCCUGCCCCUGGACUCGCUGGUGUCCAUCAACGCCGACAACGGACACCUCUUCGCCCUGAGGGCGCUGGAUUUCGAGGCCCUGCAGGCAUUUGAGUUCCUGGUGGGCGUCACAGACCACGGGUCCCCAGCCCUGAGCAGCCAGGCGCUGGUGCGCGUGCAGGUGCUGGACGCCAACGACAACGUGCCCUUUGUGCUGUACCCGCUGCAGAACGGCUCUGCGCCCUGCACCGAGCUGGUGCCCAGGGCGGCCGAGCCUGGCUACCUGGUGAGCAAGGUGGUGGCGGUGGACAGCGACUCGGGCCAGAACGCCUGGCUGUCUUACCAGCUGCUCAAGGCCACAGAGCCCGGGCUGUUCAGCGUGUGGGCGCACAAUGGCGAGGUGCGCACUGCGAGGCUGCUGAGCGAGCGCGACGCGGCCAAGCACAGGCUGCUGCUGCUGGUCAGGGACAAUGGCGAGCCUCCGCUGUCUGCCAGUGUCACGCUGCACGUGCUGCUGGUGGACGGCUUCUCGCAGCCCUACCUGCCUCUGCCUGAAGCGGCGGCCGAGGCAGCCCAGACUGACCCGCUCACGGUCUACCUGGUCAUCGCGCUGGCUUCGGUGUCAUCGCUCUUCCUGUUCUCGGUGCUGGCGUUCAUCGCUGUGCGGCUGUGCAGGAGGGGCAGGUCUGGCCUGGUGGGUGGCUGCUCGGUGCCUGAGGGCCACUUUCCGGGCCACCUGGUGGACGUCAGCGGUACUGGGACCCUGUCCCAGAGCUACCAAUAUGAGGUGUGUCUGAUGGGAGGUAUGGGGACAGAUGAAUUUAAAUUUCUGCAGCCGAUUAUUCCCAGUCUUCCAGUCCAUGACACUGGUAGGAACAUAGAGGAAAACGAGAACUUUAGGAACAGCUCUGGAUUCAACGUUCAGUAUAAAGUCUGAACAUUUAAUCUUUCAUUAUUCUUGGCUGACUGGAAACAUUUUGCCAAGUUGUAGUGAAUUUUGGUUGUAUAAUAGUUGCACUCAUUAUUUCUCAUGCUCUUGUACUUGCUUUAAAAAUCAUUUUUAGUGGCUAUGAUGAAAUAGAAACAAUUUGUGUGUUUUCUGGUUUUGUU
Molecule: messenger RNA, 4462 nt
Organism: Phyllostomus discolor (pale spear-nosed bat)
Lineage: Eukaryota; Metazoa; Chordata; Mammalia; Chiroptera; Phyllostomidae
Product: protocadherin beta-14-like
Exons: 1
Coding region: 1884-4289 (801 amino acids)
Biological process (GO): homophilic cell-cell adhesion
Cellular component (GO): plasma membrane
Molecular function (GO): calcium ion binding
Source: RefSeq, a predicted model, not a curated record